AUGGCGGUGGAAUCUGGGCCUGUGACUCCUGGGCAGGUGUCGUUUUUGCUUGGGGUCAUUCCAGUCAUUGUGGCUUGGAUAUACUCUGAAUGGUUGGAGUAUAAGAGGUCAUCGUCCCUUUCGAAAGUCCACUCAGAUAAUAAUUUGGCUGAACUAGAAAGUGAGACUAUCAAGGACGAUGAUCGGGCUGCUUUGAUGGAAGGGGGUCUUGCAAAAUCUUCAUCAUCUACAAAGUUUACCAGUCCUUCUAUUAAAACAAGCAUAAUCAGGUUUUUGUCAAUGGAGGACUCAUUUUUGCUGGAAAAUCGGCAACUUUUAAGAGCAAUGGCUGAGUUUGGAUGGAUUUUGUUCUAUUUCUACUUAUGUGACCGCACAAAUGUUUUUGCUGAUUCAAACAAGAGCUACAACCGCGAUCUAUUCCUUUUCCUCUACAUUCUCCUUAUCAUAGUUUCGGCAAUGACUUCUUUCAAGAAACAUAAUGACAAGUCUGCAUUUUCGGGGAAAUCCAUCCUUUAUCUGAACCGGCAUCAGACUGAAGAGUGGAAAGGAUAUAUGCAGGCAAGCAAUUUGGUAUUGUUUUUGAUGUACCAUUACUUUGCCGCAUCAGAGAUCUACAAUGCAAUUCGUGUUUUUAUAGCUGCAUAUGUUUGGAUGACUGGUUUUGGAAACUUCUCGUACUACUACAUCCGGAAAGAUUUCAGUCUUGCUCGAUUUGCUCAGAUGAUGUGGAGGCUAAAUUUUUUUGUGGCAUUCUGCUGUUUCGUUCUUAACAACGAUUACAUGCUAUACUAUAUAUGCCCUAUGCAUACUCUCUUUACACUCAUGGUCUAUGGAGCCCUUGGUAUAGGUUACAAUUAUAAUGAGAUAAGAUCGGUGAUGGCUCUGAAAAUCUUUAUGUGCUUUUUUGUUGUGAUAUUGGUGUGGGAGAUUCCAGGUGUUUUCGAAAUUUUGUGGAGUCCUCUCAGUUUCUUGUUAGGGUAUAGUGACCCAGGAAAACCAGACCUUCCACGACUACAUGAAUGGCAUUUUAGAUCAGGACUCGAUCGAUACAUAUGGAUUGUUGGAAUGAUCUAUGCUUACUUUCACCCAAAUGUUGAGAAGUUGAUGGAGAAACUGGAAGAAGCUGAGGCCAAGCGAAGGCGCACAAUAAAAACAUCCAUUGUCUCAAUUGCUUUAGUUGUAGGAUAUUUGUGGUAUGAAUACAUAUACAAGCUGGACAAAGUUGCAUACAACAAGCUCCAUCCUUACACAUCGUGGAUCCCCAUAACUGUCUAUAUUUGCUUACGUAAUUUCAGUCAGGAACUUCGGAAUUUUUCUUUGACCCUUUUCGCGUGGCUUGGCAAAAUAACUUUAGAAACAUACAUCUCCCAAUUCCACAUAUGGCUGAGAACAAAUAAGCCCAAUGGACAGCCCAAGUGGCUGCUCUGUUUCAUUCCACAAUAUCCUUUGCUUAAUUUCAUGCUCACAACAGCCAUUUAUGUCUUGAGACAACCAAAGGCUGUUGCACAAUUUUAUUGCUGGAGUUGCAAUCUGUUCCUGCUUGUAUUUUACUUCGUUCAUUCUUCUUCAGAUCUCUCAUUAACAAAGUGCAAAGCUGUGAAUGCCGUUAGCAAAGAGAUGCGUAUGAGCGGGGGGGCAUUUUAG
Messenger RNA from Striga hermonthica, 1644 nucleotides. The record is from the annotation of a GenBank genome assembly. Lineage: Eukaryota; Viridiplantae; Streptophyta; Magnoliopsida; Lamiales; Orobanchaceae.